UGGCGCCUGCGGGUGCCUGUCAGCGUGCUCGGGCCUGGUGCGGCCUGUGAGGGACUGAGGGAGGCCAUUGCGGCUGAAGCGUCUCUGAGAGCUCGAUAAGGAAUCGAAGCAGCAGAGUGGCUCUCCCGAGGGCUUCAGGAUGAUGCCGGCUAUCAUAUAAAAACAAAAAGUACAGUACGCCUCUGCCUUCAGAAACACUUGUUUCUAUCCAUAUGCAAAUAUAUUGAAAACUGCCAGAUCCUGGAAGGAAAACUACAUGACACUACAUCAUGAGUGAGAGUAAAUGUGAUAGUCAGUUUUACAGUGUUCAAGUCGCAGACUCAACAUUCACUGUACUAAAACGCUACCAACAAUUGAAACCUAUUGGCUCUGGGGCUCAAGGCAUUGUUUGUGCUGCAUUUGAUACUGUUCUUGGAAUCAAUGUUGCUGUAAAGAAGUUGAGUCGCCCUUUUCAGAACCAAACACAUGCAAAACGAGCAUACAGGGAACUUGUGCUCCUAAAAUGUGUCAAUCACAAAAAUAUAAUUAGUCUACUAAAUGUAUUUACACCACAGAAGUCACUAGAAGAAUUUCAAGAUGUGUAUUUAGUUAUGGAACUGAUGGAUGCUAACUUGUGCCAAGUUAUUCAUAUGGAAUUGGAUCAUGAAAGAAUGUCCUACCUUUUGUACCAGAUGUUGUGUGGUAUCAAACAUCUCCAUUCAGCUGGUAUCAUCCAUAGAGAUUUAAAACCCAGCAAUAUAGUAGUAAAAUCAGAUUGUACACUCAAAAUCCUUGACUUUGGACUUGCAAGGACAGCAUGUACUAAUUUCAUGAUGACCCCAUAUGUAGUAACACGAUAUUACAGAGCACCAGAGGUUAUUCUUGGCAUGGGAUACAAAGAGAAUGUUGAUAUCUGGUCAGUUGGUUGCAUUAUGGGAGAAUUGGUGAAAGGUUGUGUGAUAUUCCAAGGCACUGAUCAUAUUGACCAGUGGAAUAAAGUUAUUGAACAACUAGGUACACCAUCAGCAGAUUUUAUGAAAAAAUUGCAGCCUACUGUGCGGAACUAUGUAGAAAACAGGCCAAAAUAUCCAGGUAUCAAAUUUGAAGAGCUCUUCCCAGACUGGAUAUUUCCAUCAGAAUCUGAUCGUGACAAAAUAAAAACCAGCCAAGCUAGAGAUUUACUAUCAAAAAUGCUAGUAGUAGAUCCAGACAAACGAAUUUCUGUAGAUGAAGCUUUGCGUCAUCCAUAUAUCACUGUUUGGUAUGACCCAGCUGAAGCUGAAGCGCCACCGCCUCAGAUUUAUGACACACAGUUGGAAGAAAGAGAACAUGCCAUUGAAGAAUGGAAAGAACUAAUAUAUAAGGAAGUAAUGGAUUGGGAAGAAAGAAAUAAGAAUGGUUUGGUAAAAGAACAACCUUCAGAUGCAGCAGUGAAUAGCAACACCAGCCCUUCUCAGUCAUCAUCGAUCAAUGACAUUUCAUCCAUGUCAACAGAACAAACAUUGGCUUCAGACACAGACAGCAGCCUUGAUGCUUUGACAGGAACACUUGAAGGAUGCCGGUGAUCAGCUUUGCAGAUUUAACAUUGGCAAAGAACUUUUGCUUCUGUUGGGCCUGAAAUGCUUGUAAGUUUAUGGAACCAAGUAGAGAAACUCCAUGUUCUGCAUGUUUUUCUAAAUUAAUGCCUGUAAUUUUACUUAGUUGCAAUUAGACUGUCUGCUUAAUAUUGUAGAACAAAAGCAACUUUGUAUCUCAAGGCAAAACAAAUAUUACUAUAACCUAUUCUGUUUCGACCUAUAUCAGGUGAGCAGUUAAAGUAACUCUUUAGCUCAAAUGAGUUCAUGGGCAUUCUGUUAGACGUCUGAAAUGUAUACAUAAUCAGUAUAAUUUUUUUUAAAAAAAACACUAUCGUUAAGUGGCAUUGAAUGUAUAUCUUAUCUGUACGAUUACAGACAUUUGCCAUAUUAGUGUAUCUUGCUGGUAUUUUCAGUACUGUAAAAUAUAGAGGCAAUUGUUUACCUGCAUAGCAUUAUUUUCUUGGGGCCUUUUCCUCUCCACCUCCAAAUAAUUUUGUGUACUUUUUUUAUAGAAAAAGCAAACUUGUGAAUUCUUGCUUCAUCUUUACAUCUGAAUGUAACUGCUUCUCUAAAUGUUCUCUCUCAGUGCUUUUAUUUCAAGGGUAGGUGGAAUUAGUAAAAUAUGUCAUGUAGGAAUUUUUAUUAACUCUUGCAUGCAUUAAUGAAUUAGUAUAUCUUUUAAAAAUAAGAUUUUUUGGGUCUUUUAAAAGUAGUUCAUUCAUAAAUACUUGUAGAAAUCCUUGCCCCCUGUUUCAUAUUCUGGCAUUGCCAUGGAAAAUCUGAUUAAAACAUGGAGGUAGUAGAGAGGUUGGGGGCUUAGUUUGACACCUCAAAUAGCUAUAGAUGCAUAUUAUGCAAGAAUGCCUCCUUUAACUCUCUGUGUGUGUCUGUGUGUGAGAGAGUCAGUGAGUGUGUGUGUGUGUGUGUGAGAGAAAGAGAGAGAGAGUGAGGGGGAC
Molecule: messenger RNA, 2512 nt
Organism: Rhineura floridana
Lineage: Eukaryota; Metazoa; Chordata; Lepidosauria; Squamata; Rhineuridae
Gene: MAPK9
Product: mitogen-activated protein kinase 9
Exons: 13
Coding region: 270-1544 (424 amino acids)
Biological process (GO): protein phosphorylation; JNK cascade
Cellular component (GO): cytoplasm; nucleus
Molecular function (GO): ATP binding; JUN kinase activity
Source: RefSeq, a predicted model, not a curated record